AACAGGAGAGGAAACUGCGAUAGUCCUUGAUUGGGAUGUUAAUUCUUUCUGUCAUCUAGGACAUUCGUUGGUAGAGAUUUUCACUUAAGAGCAUAACGACCCAUUUGAAAUUUAGUCUGUGGGAGCUCCUUCCUGCUUUGGUCUGAUUCUCUGUGGUUUGGACAUCUGUUCACGCAGUAAGUUAGGAGAUCACACUGAAAAGGGUGAGAUAUUCCUGGUAUUCUCAAUGGCCCCUGAGAGUCCCCAGACCCUACUUUGCAGAGAAAUUAGUUUUCCUCAGCAGCAGCAGAAGACGUACAUCCUCUUUAUUAAAUGAGAUCACAAACUCAUCUUGAUCUGUCUUGCCUAAUAGGAGAUAUGUUCACCAGGAUGUUAAAACUGAGACUUCUCAAUGCUGUAGCGCCUGCAUACUUCUUCAUGGCUACAGCAGUCACCUUCAUUUUGCACUUCUGCUUCUUCAUCCCGACGAUCUUCCCAAACCCGGACACAUCGCUGAGGGGGUCUGCAACUCUUCACACAGUGGUUUUCCUUUUCUUGAUGUUCAACGCACUGGGGAAUUACAUAAUGACUAUCAAGUAUCCGGCUGAAAGCGCCAACGAGACUGUGGUGCCGGUGUGUUCGCCACACUGCUCGGACAAAGUGGACGCACACUACCUCCUAAACGGCCGCCACUUCUGCAAACUGUGUAAGAAGGUCAUUCUCAAGAGGGAUCACCACUGCUUUUUCACUGGAAACUGCAUUGGCAACAAAAACAUGCGCUACUUCCUCAUGUUCUGCAUCUAUACAUCAUGCACUUGUUUGUACUCCUUGGUUCUUGGUGUUGCCUUUUUAACAGUGGAGUACUCCAUCUCCUUUGAGAACCCGCUGACCUUCUUGACUCUUCUCCCCCUCUCCACUGGCUACUUCUUCAUGGGAACAAUCUCAGGCUUGCAGUUGUUCCUGGUGCUGAUGCUCUAUGUGUGGCUGGGCAUCGGCCUGGUCUGUGCAGGCUUCUGCUGCCAGCAGGUGCUGCUGGUGGCCCGGGGACAGACCUGGUGUCAGAUGCAGAGGGGGCAGCUCGUGGAGAACCGCAGCCCCUGGAGAACCAACCUUAAGGAUGUUUUUGGUACUCGCUGGAUCCUUGGCCUUAUCCUGCCUGUGCAGACAGUGGAGCUGUGUCCUGAAGACACAGAUGCACAUAAACAAGACUGAGUGAUAAUCACAAGUCAUAUCAAUAGCUCCAAAUAGGUCACAAGUUGUAGAAAAUUCUGUCUUGGGAUCCAUAUGGUGAUUGAUUUGAAAUACUAAAUGGAUGCUUUAUGACCUUUGAAGUAGUCCAUGAAAUAGUUAGCUGUUAGCACACAUUCCUUUAAGGACAGGAGCCAUAUAUCUGUGUGAAACCUUUUAAUAAGUGAAUAGUGUAAGUGUAUCCCUUAAGUAAGUAGCUUUUGACAAGGCAAUAUAAGAGUAAUAAGUUUGUUGUUUGGGACAUCCAGCAGUUUUACACUCACAUGCUACAUGCUUACAUCAAAAUAGAAAGAUGGCUUGGCAUAAGUGCAUGCAUUCACAGUUUUGCGUUUUUAUUUUAUGCUAUUGGUUUGAAUGCCUGCAACAUGCGGAGCUCCGAGAUUACCAGUCAAGUGUGUUGUUCUUCCACACUUCCUUGUAGGAUGCUACAAUGUGACAUUCAGGAAACUUAAGUUCUUUUUUGUAACAAUAAGGGCUAGCAGACAAGGAAUCUACAGUCAGUGUUAUUAUUAAACUGCCAGGCUUGAAAACAUU
Micropterus dolomieu (smallmouth bass) is the source of this 1761-nucleotide messenger RNA. RefSeq names its product zinc finger DHHC-type palmitoyltransferase 22 (gene zdhhc22). The transcript is spliced from 3 exons. The record is from RefSeq and is a predicted model, not a curated record. Gene Ontology annotation, cellular component: Golgi apparatus. Gene Ontology annotation, molecular function: palmitoyltransferase activity. Bases 313 to 1191 code for a protein of 292 amino acids. Gene Ontology annotation, biological process: protein palmitoylation. NCBI's taxonomy places the organism in Eukaryota, Metazoa, Chordata, Actinopteri, Centrarchiformes, Centrarchidae.